AAAUGUUUUAAAUAUAUCUAUUUCAUCAUUUUUGUCUACCAAAUCAGGAUCCAAAGCAUUGGAUCCCUUUUCUUUCUAAAUCUGCCACGUGGCAGCCCCCCAAACAACUUCUCUUUCUUCUCUCUCUGUUCCCCCGUGAACCCCCCCUUCCUUCUUCUUCUUCUUUUUCUGUCUGUCAUGUCUCUCUCCCUUCUCUCGGACCUCUCUCAGCUCCCUUAUCUCUCUUCUCAACCGCGAACGCACGCACGCACCCAUCUCCCCUGCGCGAGGAAGACCCCUCAUCGUCGCCAUCUCGUCCUUCUCCCCCUCUGUCCCGUGCUGCAACCCCAGGAAACCCGGAAAGGAACUCCGGCGAGUUCCUAUUUUCCCGGUGAGGACGAAAUCGAAGCCGGGUGUAGGCACACCCAUCUCCGACGACUUUCGAGAGAAUUUCCGGCCAAACCACGGCGAGUUGGCCGGCGUGCAAGUUUCCGGCGACCUCCGAGGCUUUCGAGGAAAUUUCCGGCCAAACUACGGCGAGUUAGACGUCGUGUGAGGGGCAAUUAUAGUGGCGUUUCUGUCUUCGCUAGCUGCGUGACUUUUCGACGGCGAAGUACUGAUUUAGGAUCGAGGCAUACAAUCCCGGCAUCCAGCACAGGGAGUCAUGGUCGCCAUGGAACACCACUUCUUUCUAGUACCCAAUCUAAAACGGCGAAGCAUCUCGUAGGAUUUGCAGCAAUCUCUGGGCAAUAA
Messenger RNA from Malus domestica (apple), 732 nucleotides. RefSeq lists its product as uncharacterized. The record is from RefSeq and is a predicted model, not a curated record. NCBI's taxonomy places the organism in Eukaryota, Viridiplantae, Streptophyta, Magnoliopsida, Rosales, Rosaceae.